Messenger RNA from Nothobranchius furzeri (turquoise killifish), 7012 nucleotides. It is a transcript of the gene cecr2, whose product is annotated as CECR2 histone acetyl-lysine reader. Gene Ontology annotation, cellular component: CERF complex. Gene Ontology annotation, molecular function: protein binding. Lineage: Eukaryota; Metazoa; Chordata; Actinopteri; Cyprinodontiformes; Nothobranchiidae. The record is from RefSeq and is a predicted model, not a curated record. Gene Ontology annotation, biological process: chromatin remodeling; single fertilization.
UCGUCCUUCCCCAUCUGUUAGGCUCUGGUGAGACCUAUGGGUGAGACACUGAUUGAAACCGAUGGUGACGCUCCCCGGGUCGCAAUGGCAACUAGCCGAACAGGAGAAGCAUAGCAACUUUUUUUUCAUUUGUAAUGUUCCGGAAUACUCUAAAGUCGCUGAAAAAAUUACUUUCUAAUGUGAGGAAGAAACGUUAUACACUUUUACUGGUCCGAAAAUGUCCCAGGGAUGUACAGUUUCUGUGGAAGAGAUCCAGUCUUGGUGGGAAGUCCCCGCCAUAGCCCAUUUCUGCUCGCUGUUCAGGACGGCGUUCAAGCUUCCAGACUUUGAAAUAGAGGAGCUUGAGAAGGCCUUGUUAGAGCAGAAUUUUGGCUUCCUUGGUGACCUCAUCACCCGUUUGUUACAAGGAUGUUACCAACGCAGAGACAUCACCCCUCAGACAUCCAACAGUUACCUGGAGGACAUCAUCAGCUACCGAUGGGAACUAGAAGAAGGGAAGGCCAACCCACUUCACGAGGGUCCGUUUGAGAGCCUUCCACCUCGCACUCAGGUGGAGCUGCUGCAUCGGCUCUGUGACUACCGUCUGGAUGCUGCUGAUGUCUUUGACCUCCUUAAGGGGCUGGAUGCAGAUAGCCUCAGGGUGGAGCCCCUGGGGCAGGAUGGGAAUGGAGCCCUCUACUGGUACUUUUAUGGCACUCGGAUGUACAAAGAAGAGCCACCUCAGAGAAAGGAAGAGCAGUUUGGGGAAACUGCUGACCUGUCUUUACCAGAGAGGAAAAAAAGGGGAAGACCACCAAAGAAGAGAAAGUUUGAAGACUAUUGUUUCAGUGAUGGUGAAGGUGAAGCGACAGAGGUGAAUACAGAAAAUGGACUGGAUGAUGAUCCUCCAACCUCAGCAGGUCAUAGGCGAGGUGCUUGGUCCCUUGUGUGUGAUUCGGAGGAACAGUGGAUCAGUCUGGCAGAGCGCAUCAAGGACAAAAGUUCCCCACAGGACCGCCACCUCUACCGUGUCAUCAGCCAAAACUUCCUGCCUGAGAUCAGCAGCAUGAUUGAACACAAGGAGCGGGAGCAGAAACAGAAGCUCUUGGAUCCGGUUCCUGUUGGCACAUCUCAGCGCUUCUCUGAAAAUCCCAUAAAACAAGAGAUGGAGGACAAUCUAAAUCCCAGAUCAGAGGAAGAGAGGAAGAAAGAUGAAGAGCUGGACAGGCAGGUUCUGCUGGCUGAGCAGCGACGGGAAGAGGAAAGGCUCCAGCAGGAAGAACGUCAGAGGGAGAGGCUGGAAAAGAUUAAAGCUGUAGAAGAACGAGCAAAGAGACGGAAGAUGCGCGAGGAAAGGGCCUGGUUACUGUCUCAGGGCAAAGACCUGCCCCCCGAGCUGCUGAACCUCGAGCCUCCGUCUCCCAUCCACAGAACCCGCAAGAAUAAAGAUUUUUAUGAUGUUGACGAUGAUUACACUGCUCUUUAUAAAGUUCUCGAGGCGCUGAAAGCUCAUAAAGAUGCUUGGCCUUUCUUGGAGCCUGUUGAUGACUCUUACGCUCCCAAUUACCAUGAAAUCAUCCAGACUCCCAUGGAUCUGUCCACCAUCGAAAAGAAACUGAACGAUGGGGACUACGUUGCCAAGGAAGAGCUUGUUGCUGAUGUGAAGCUCAUGUUUGAGAACUGCGUGGAGUAUAAUGGAGAGGACAGCGAAUACACCGUGAUGGCAGAGUCUCUGAAGCGGUGCUUUAACCGGGCCUUGUUGAAACACUUCCCGUCAGAGGAUGGCGACACGGACGAAGAGUUUCACAUCAGCAGAGAGGACAAGGAACGCAAAGACAAAAAACGGAAUCGUAACCAUAAAAGUUUGGGACCUGAAAGCUUGGUCAGAGCUACGGAGCAAGUCCAACGCAAGCGAAGCUCACAGGGAGGCAAAGGCAGCACACGGUCCGAGGAAGAGGACACCAGGCGAGCACGAGCACCCCUCCCCUCUCACUGGAGCAAUGGGCCGGCUCUUCCGAACCAGCAGCAUCCUCAUGAGGGAGGCUUCAGGGGCAUGUACCAUCCAGGACAGCAGUUUUGUCCUCCCACUGGUUCUAAUGGUCCUCAGAUGUAUGCCCAAAGAGUGCCAAUGGAUCCUCGCUUUGCCUACCCAGUUCACAUUCCAAGGCACGGAGAGCCCAGCUUCAGCCACCUGCCUCACAGUUACAACAUGCAGCAUCGAAUGGUUGAAGCUCAUCACAUGAGCUCCAGGUAUCCAGUUGGACCGUAUCCUAGCCAACAACCUCAACGGCAGCCCACUUACGUGGGUCCGACUCACGGCCCUUCCCUGGGUCCACGUCCUAUGGCCCUUCAUCCUGGGCCGCCUCCUGAAGCCAGCAUGUAUCCAUCCCACCACCGUCCAGAGGGCCCCUCCAUGCAGCCGAUGCCCAACAGAUUCUCAAGGCCAGAGGGACCAGCUCAGCACAGCUACCCUGGCGUCAGGCCUCCAGCUAUGGGCAUAUCAAACAUGUGGCCUGGUAUGAGUCACCACGGCCAGGACCGACUGGAUGGCAUGCGUAUGCAGGAUCCCAGCAUUAUGAACCAGCACAGCUUCAGUUAUGGUGGCAUCCCCCCUCCAGUGGGCCAUAAACCUUGGCCGGAAGCUGCUGGAUACCCCCAACACCCUUCUAGUUCUCACUAUCAAAUGUCUGCUGCAGCCAGCUCUCUGGGGCCCCUGUCCUCACGGGCCCCUGUCCCCCAGCCAGACUCCUCUGGCAGGACGCUUUUGUCUUCAAUGCUGGAAAGUCCAGAGAUGUUGGCCCUACAGCAGCUGUCAGCCUCUUCUGGACCGCCUGCUGGUGCCCCUCUUCAGCACUCGGGCAACUCUGAGCAGCCAGGGCCCCCAUCAGGACUUCACUCCUCCAAGCAGCCCCCUCCUACCCAUGAGUUUCAGCUGCUGCAUCCUGCCGGAGACAAAGGGCCAGACCAACUUUCCCCACAGCAGGCCGACCCGGACCCCAAAGUCUCCACAUCUGAGAACAAGAUGGCAGCCAGCAUCUCUAAUGAAGCUUCCUUACACAAACACGGCUCUUCAGUCAUCAAGGAAGCCCCUAGCACCACGGGACGGUUCAGCUCACCAGCAGAGGGGAUGCACACCCCUCUGGCCUUAGAUGUGAGCAGAUCACAGGAGGAGACGUUUGGACAAGAGCUCACAAAGACUUCAUCUCAGAGCAUCGAGCAGGAGUUUGAUGCUCAGAGUAACCGCGCCACUACUGCUGUAGCCCAUGUGAGCAUCACCAGCUCCACUGAACCUGCUCCACACGACGGCCCACAGCACAACACUCAGAGUCCUGCACGCUUUCCACAGAACUUACGGCCACUCUGUGCUUCUGAGUGUCAGAGUUCCUCUCAGCAGGUGUCGGAGAACAAGCAGGACCAGCAAAAGCAACAACCGCAUAUUCGACCUAUGAUCUCACCUGAGAGCCCAACCCAGCAGAUGAUCCCUAAUGCAGAGAGUCACCCUGGACCUUCUCAGAGCAACCCCUUUCAGGGGGUGUCACAGAGCAUCACCCAUGGAGCUCAGCCUGCCCCUCUCACCUCUUUGCCACCCAGUCAUCCUUCUCCAUUAUUACCCUCCCAACCCAGCCCUGCAGAGCUCGGAGAUCAGAGACCAAGUGAGCCCACAAGUGGGCCCAAAUCGGAGGGCCCAGCCAUUUCUCCUCGGCCUACCAUGAUGUCACCUGGACCUCCUGUUAAUUAUAAACACCAAGCUCUUGGUCCAAACCCUAAUCUAGCCCAGUUGAUGGGUCUCCAGGCUCAGAGAGGGUCGUCACAUAGUCACCAUCCAGCUGGGCCUCCUCACUCUCAAGGUCAGGCCAAUGGAACAUUGGGUCAGUAUGGCAUGGAGAGUCCUCUACACCCACACUACACCCAGACGAGCAUGAGCAGACCCAUGCCACCGUCUGCUCAACACCCCUAUCACAACCAGCAUGUCAACAACCACCCCAGCCUCCAACAGCAGGGGGGGCAUGCCUACACCUACCAAGUACCGGGACAGCAGCACCCACAAGCUCUGAGACAUAUUUACCAACCACACCAGCACCAGCAGCAAGUCUACUACACACAGCCCCACACCCAAGCUCAGCCCCUCAACCAGACUGUUAGCAGAGGGGCUUACCCUCCCAAAGAGUGGCAGCGGCCUCCUUAUCAGCCUGUCCCAUACCUGCCUGUGGCCAGUGCACGCUCCACCCAUCAGUCAAAAGACAGCAGCAUGUCGCCACUGGGUUCGGAGGGCUCUGCCGGUCCUGGUCUGCUGUCUGAAGUAGGAGCACCCUCUGGAGGCUCAGAGGAAGAGAGGUGUGAAGGCAGCCGCAGCCCUGCUAAGCUGGCUCCUACUGAGGGCUCAGAGCAGCCCGAGUCUCCUAAAGAAAUCCUGGACCUCGAUAGUCACAAUGCAGCCGCCCGCCACCGGAGCCUGCAGCCCCUUCAUCCGCCUCCAUCGGGAUUCAUGUAUGACCCUCGAGCCUUGCAUCCUGGGAUGCAGCAAGGCGGCGUCCCACCUCCACACGCGAUGUCGCAGGGCUGUGGAAUUGGAAAUGGAAUACCUUAUCCAGGCCAGCCAUACCCAGAUCCACGCCGCUAUGCUACCCAGAGACCCCAUCCACACCUGAUGGAAGCCCUGCAGCGGCCCCAGCAGCUGCCCUACUCUCCAGGUCAGACACGCAUGACCAUGUUCAGGCCCCCCCGACCCGGUGGGCACUUCCAGGGCAUGAUGGUUCAACAGAGAGGCCUGGGGCCAGAGGCUUUCUCACAGCCAGGACAGGUGAUGGCUGCACCAGGAGGCUCUGGAGACGCACGAGGACUGUGAAAAGACCCGUCCUUUACUAGAUAGUAAUGUGUGUCUGUAAUACUGUAUUUGGUGGCUGCUUUGUGCAUUCUGGAUCUCUGCAAGGCUCAAGUAGCUGAACUGUCCCUCCUCAGAUGAAUCAGCAAACAUCUGGCAGAAUCAGGAAGCCAGCCACAUGCGGACCUUCUGUUUGCCAGCGUUGCCCACUGCUGCUCUCGAACACUCAACCAGGCAGCUGAUUUUAAAAGAAAAUGUGAAACGCUUCUGAGCUCUGCAGAUCAAGCUUCAGCCUCCUCGUGUCGGUGUGGGCGAGAACCGUGGGGAACGUUGCCUUCAACAACACUGGACAGCCAGAGGAUGGACGGCUUAACGCCCACUGGUCACCAUCUUGUUCAUGUGACCCUGGACUGUGACAAGACAGGAAGUCUUUUACUGCUUUCUAUCCUUUAAACUCAGGUGUGGAGGAUGAGGUGAGCCUUGUUCCUGUUGUGAAUGUAUGAGUGAACGUGUAGACAAUACCUGCAGCAUCAACCGUCCACUUCCACCAUAACUAACGUUUCUCAAGUUGAGUAAACAACAACAACAACAACAACAACAUAUGCAUCUUUCAGAGCUGCCUUCUUUUUAGAGAAUGUUGUGGCAGAGAAGGACGCCAUGAUGAAGCGUCUUGUAUUCAAACGUUCCUGAUUCUCUCUCCUGCACUAUGGAUCUAGUCAUUCUGGACAUCCUGAAAUCGCGUGGCCUUCUUGUUAGUCUGUAAACGUAGAAAUGUAUGAAAACUGUAUAUAAAUGCCAACCUCAUACUGCUGAGGUCCGCCGUGGAGGAGGAGGAUCGUAAUUCUGGUUUUGAUGUCCCACUUCCUGGUCCGUUGCACACGAGCAGAUCAAACACGAAUCUCUUCCACUAGAUUUCUUUUUAAUGUGGACGCUUGUUGCAUUCCUCCCACCUGUCUCUCUUACAGGUGUGUUUGAUGUGGUUCCUCCUAAUGCUGAUGCUAGGUUAUCCUCAGGGUGUACACUAGAUACGGGUAUUGAGUCAUUUGCAGCAGCAGCAGCAUAUUUAAACUGGAAGAUGCUGGUUAUUAAAUGUCCCUUCUCACUGUCGUUAAUGGGCAGGUCGGCACAAAGCUGCCUGGUUUUUGAAUGUGUGUGUGUGUGUGUGUGUGUGUGUGUGUGUGUUUUUCCUAAGAUCAAAAUGAAUUUACUGUUCGUUUCAUCUCAUUCCCCUCUUUAUGCAUUUGUCCCAAACUGGUGGUGACCAGUCGCCACUAGAAAAGGUUUUAACAGCCAUUACAUUUGGUUUAACCCUUCCCUCGUCCUGCUCCCGUGUAGUUAUGACAACAGCAACACGAAUCUACCUCAUACAGCUGCUGUAUGGCAUCUACCAACAACCCCACUGCCUGACUUCAGAUCGCUCGAUUUUGUUUAGGACCCUCUUUACGGUGUCGGCUUACAGAAAUAAUCAUAAAGAGCCCCAAAAUGUUUAUCUGGGAGGGGAAUAUGAUGUUGAUCAUUCAAUGUGGAUGUUGUAUUUAUAAAACGGUCCAGCGCGGGUCUCCUUCAGCUCGUUAGACUAACGAGUCCAUUCACAUGUCCUUAAUGAGCCACAGUCACCAUAACAGUGUCCUUAGGGUUAGAAAUGCAUCACAUUAUAAGGAAAUGACAGAAAAAGGGCAGUUUUUGUAAAUGUUGCACAAGAGUUGGUGUAAACAUGAUAUGUUGUCAAAAAUAGAAUUACCGGGAUUGUUAAAGAGUCUGGUGGAGCCACGAUAACGGCGGUGUUCGUUCAUGCUGAGGACGGCUGUCUUUAGAUCCCAGAGCUGGUGAUUUUUGUCUGUGUGUGUGUGUGUGUGUGUGUGUGUGUGUGUGUGUGUGUGUGUAGUCGGCACCAUUCGUUUGUUCAGUUCUCACUUUUACUCUACUGUCAUUUCUCUGCACUAGUAAAAGAAAACUUUUAGGUGAUUUAAUGUGAAUCAUAUUUAUUUGCUCUUUUGAAAAUGUUUGUACAUUUUUUGACUUGUUUUAAUAUAAAUUUGGUGUCUUUCUCUUGAUGUUUUUGUUUAAACAGUUCUUUACCUCAGUAGCAUGGGGGAAUUGGGGAAAAAGCAAGACCUUUCAUUUUAAAGCGACGUUUACAUGUUCUCAUCUGACUGACAGAUUAUUGUCAAUGCUGUCUUAGAAAUAAAUACAGUUUCUCUCAAGCAAGAA